AUGUCUUCCUCCCGCUUCUACCUGAUGAUGGGCGUCCUCCUCCUCGCGGCGGCGGGACAGGUCGCCGCCGUCCCUUACAUCCUCCCAGUGUGCAAGAGCAUCGGCGGCGGCAGCAGCUUCUUCGACGUCCAGUUCUGUCUGGAGGCGCUCGGCUCCGACCAACGGACCUUCGACGCCGGCAUGACGUACCGCAACUUCUCCGUUGUCGCUGCCGACCUCCUGACGUCCAACGCCACCAGCACGGCGGCCAAGAUCGACGCCUUGCUCCCCAAAGGCGGCGGCGGCGCCACGGUGCGCGGCCUCCGGUCAUGCCAAGCGCUGUACGGCGGCAUAGUGCAAAGGCAGCCCGGCUGCAUCGCGGCCAUCAAGGAGAAGAGGGACGAGGAGGCGAUAUCGUCACUGGAGAAGUCGGCGAGCGCUGCCAAGGAGUGCGAGAGCGGGUUCCGGAGGAGCAGUGUGGCGUCGCCGGUGACGGCGGAGAACGGUAACGCGUUCAAACUCGCCAAGAUUGUCGUCGCUCUUAUCAAAGGCGCCGAUGGUCAGUAA
This is a messenger RNA of Panicum virgatum (switchgrass), 546 nucleotides long. RefSeq lists its product as uncharacterized. NCBI's taxonomy places the organism in Eukaryota, Viridiplantae, Streptophyta, Magnoliopsida, Poales, Poaceae. Bases 1 to 546 code for a protein of 181 amino acids. Gene Ontology annotation, molecular function: enzyme inhibitor activity. The transcript has a single exon. The record is from RefSeq and is a predicted model, not a curated record.